AUGGACAACAACGCCCCAGACCGAAAAAUACAAUCGCAACCACCACGCCUUUCAUCUACUUCCUACGUAUAUCCUGUAAAAUCCCUUUUGGAAGGCCGGAUACAGCCAGCACUACCAGAGUCUAGCGUUUCAUCCAGACCCAAAUUCAGCACGUCACAAUCCUCCGAUGCUAUAGUUGAUCUUCCAAAUGAACACCGCGAUCGUUCUGCCAGGAUUGGGGCCGAAAAAUCAGCUAUCUGGGCCAGAGACGUACACAGGAGUUUUGGGGACCGAACAUCUGCUACAUCUGACAUUGCAGUGGAUGAAUUCACCGAAGUUGAUCAAGCUUUGUUGAUGAAGAGGGACAAGGACAAAAGUAACCGACCGAGAUCUAACAGCACCUCAAGUAUACCUUCUCCAGCACGUUCGAUCGAGAAAGGAAAGUUGAAAGAGGUUACAACAGCAAAUGUGGGCCAAGAUAAACUUCGCAAAAGUCCGGAAAGAUAUAGUUACACUCUGCAGGAAGACAGCCCAUACUUUCCUCGCACAUUCUCCAGUCUGAAUAUUCCAAUACAACACACAGAUAUACAGGAUGCAUCUGCGUUUGUCAACUUGGAAUCUUCUAUGAUUUCCACCGCUCACGUACUUGGUCAUCGAGCACCUGAAAGACAUUCGCCUCGUUCCAUAACGACAUCUUCGAUCAAUUCACCUCCUCGUGUCCAUCAAAAUUGGAAUCCAAGAGAUAUCUCUACGCCAACGGACAAAAUGUCUUUCAACACGCAAAGGUUCAAUGCAGAGGACAAUGUCACCGAAGCAGUCUCCACUGAUCCUCAUCAUAUUCAGCCAAGUGUAUCGGAGGAUUCAAUCUCUCAUGAGACUUGUAACUACGAUCAAUUGGACACGCCAGUCACCUUACAUCCAGCCUCAACACGGCCAGAACAAAUAGUAAAUGACGAGGCGAGCACCUUGACAUUUAAUCCUUCUUUAUUCGGCAUUGUACAUUUGCCCCCUCUCCCUUCGUCCAGCUCCCCCAGUGGACGAGGCUCAUUCUCGUCCUCGCCUGCAAAAUCAGGUAGUCGAGGAUUAGAUUUUGGACUUGUGAAUAAUGCCUUACGAAGCUCAGGUCGAUCAGUUAAUGGUUCGAACAGCACGCUAUCGCACAGCGGCAAAGAGCCUUCUCAUACAAUGGAGUCUGCAAAUAUUUCCAGCAACCCAUCCAUACAGGAUACAGAUUUUCAUUCUAGCCUCGAAACAAAAAGUACUACUCACUCAGAAGAUCCGCAUGUUUCUGUCAGGUUUCGAACUAUGCAAGAUGAACACGGAAAUCAUGUAGUGAUAGGCAGAGAAGGAAACGUUACUCGAUGCGAAGAUGAGCCCAUCCACACACCCGGAGCUGUGCAAGCAUUUGGUGUUCUUAUUGCUUUAGAUGAGGUAGAAGAUACUCUCGUUGUUCGCCAGGUCUCAGAGAAUUCAACUGAAUUGCUUGGGCUACCCCCCAAAUUUCUCUUCGACCUGGAAUGUUUCACUGAUACCUUGCCGGACACCCAAGCAGGCGUUCUUUGGGAUAAUAUCGAUUUUUUAAACGAUCCCAGUUUGAGAUCGGACGAUGAUGAAUGCAGCCCCCAAGUUUUCCAGCUCAGGGGCUGGGGAGCGCCAGGAUCAGGUCAUUCUCAGGAAUUCGAGACUGAAGACGGCAAGAGGUUAUGGACCUGUUGGUGUGCCAUCCAUCGUAGUGCAGCCACUCAAUCUUCAGACAAAAGCACUGGGUUGAUAGUGAUAGAGUUUGAACUUGAGAAAGAUGUUCUGAACCCCCUUUAUCCUCCUAUCUCAUUGCCUCCGUCUUCGGCGAGUGAUUCUCCACAACCCAGCUCUCAAACCGGUUCGGAGAGUAUCCGGGGCGAACAUAUGUCUCCCGACCCAGAAUCUGAUCAAUCCACUGCAGGUCAACCAUCCAGCAAGUAUGCGAGCAGUACACCUUCAAUGCUAUCUACGUACUUGGAAUCAGGACGAGACCCGACACUGCCUCAAUCGUUGCAUGGAUUAAACGGGGAUGACGAAUGGAUGCCUAGUGCAGAAGACAUUAUCAGGAGCACAACGAGCCAGUCUCGGCCUUUGCCAGCCCUCGAACGUCUUCGUCGCAUGACCCGUAGUGCUGUGUCGUUUGGCAAUUCUGUUCACGGCAAUCCCCCGAAAAGAAGACGCGGGACCAAAUCCCGAGGCGGAUCGUCUGCAGGCGUGAUGGAUGUAUUUGCCGUCAUGUCACAAAUUAAUGAACAACUCGGAGCCGCGCCUGAUCUAAACACCUUCCUAAACGUCGUUGUUGGUGUCAUCAAGGAUCUUACACAAUUCCAUAGAGUGAUGAUAUACCAAUUUGAUGAGCUGUGGAAUGGUCAGGUUGUUGCGGAAUUGGUGGAUUGGGCUCAAUCUCAUGAUCUUUUCCGUGGUUUACAUUUCCCUGCCAGCGACAUUCCGGCACAGGCUCGAAAGUUAUAUGCAAUAAACAAAGUACGUCUAUUGUAUGAUUGCGCCCAACAUACGGCAAGGAUCGUUGCCCGCGACCAAGCUGAUAUAGACAAUCCUCUCGACAUGACGCAUUGCUACUUACGUGCAAUGAGCCCGAUCCAUAUAACGUAUCUUCAAAACAUGGGCGUUCGCGCGUCCAUGUCAAUAUCUCUCAUGGCAUUUGGGCAGUUGUGGGGUUUGGUAACGUGUCAUUCGUAUGGAUCCAGUGGAAUGCGAGUAUCCUUCCCCGUCCGUCAGAUGCUUCGUCUUUUAAGCCAGUCAAUCUCAAAAAAUAUUGAACGAUUGAGCUAUGCCCAACGUCUCCACACAAGAAAACUUAUCAACACCGUAUCUUCUCCUAAUCAUCCGACAGGCUAUAUCGUCAGCAAUGCGGAUGACCUCCUGGCUCUUUUUGAUGCAGAUUUUGGAAUCUUAGUGAUUGGCGAAGGCGCCAAGCUCCUAGGGCCCAAUCAGCAUGGGCAGGAAAUUUUGAUCAUGGCGGAAUAUCUGCGAUUGAAACAAUUUGAGACCAUCCAAGCCUCUCAAGCUGUUGUAGCGGAUUACCCAGAUUUGGAACUAACAACUGGAUUCGAAGUUAUUGCAGGUCUACUAUAUGUACCUCUCUCUAGUGGCGGCAAAGACUUCAUCGCUCUUCUCCGAAAGGGCCAACCUCGACAGGUUCACUGGGCCGGAAAACCUUUUAAAGAAGGCGAGGGUGGUAGCACAUCUUUGGAACCAAGGAAAUCAUUUAAGAUUUGGUCUGAAACCAUCGCUGGCAGAAGUAAAGCAUGGACAGACGACCAACUGGAUACAGCGGGAGUGCUGGCUUUGGUAUACGGAAAGUUCAUUGAAGUUUGGCGUGAAAAAGAGAACGCCGUGAAUGCAACGAAACUCACAAACUUGUUACUCACCAAUGCAAGUCAUGAAGAAAUGGCCAUGAAUAGUCCUUUGGACAAAGAAACCCACGACAACCUUCAAAAAUCUCAUGCCGCUUCCAAGAGUUUGCUAUUUACUAUCAAUGAUUUACUUGAUCUAACGAGGCUGGAGAGCGGUACUGAGACUUCUUUCAAUGAGGCAUUUGACCUACGUACUGCAAUCCAAGAAGCCACUUUGAUUUAUCGCAAGGAAGCAAAACGACGAAACCUUCAAUUUAUCCUUGAUUUAGCGGAAAGCCCAACAAUGGUCAUUGGUGAUAUUAAGAAAAUACGCACUGUGGUUCAAAACUUAACUGCAAAUGCACUAAAAUUUACCACGGAGGGUUGUAUCACUGUCUCUUGCAAAACAUUUGGUGAACCUGAAGGGCUAAGAAAUGUUGAUCAAAUAGCAGUUGAAAUACUAGUAUCGGAUACAGGUUGUGGUAUCUCUGCGAGCAGAUUGGAAAGCAUUUUCCGACAAUUCGAACAUGUAGAACCGUCCCAGCCUAAAUCUAAUGGGGAUCCUGGGGUCGGACUAGGACUCGCGGUAGUCUCCAGAAUUGUUGAACAGUUAGGCGGACAACUGCGUGUUGACUCUGAAGCGGGAAUUGGAAGUAAAUUCUCCUUCCUCAUUCCAUUGUCCCUGUCAACGGGGGGUCAAUCAAUGGCAUCCUCGAAAUCAGAUGGUACAUCACGGUCGUCUAACUCCCUGAAGAUAUCGCCUGUGGGGUCGCGUUCUGGCAGCUUGUUCACCGAAUCAGCAGGUCGCGAUAUCGAGUUUAUGGUGAAUGCUCUCUCUUCAAAUCAUAUGACAUCUCCUAGAGGAACAUCAGCCAAUUCGCUUGACGACCGAGAAAACAGCGAACAACUCCAGAGACCUGGGUUGGGACGCCGAAACUCAUCCCAGGUUAUUUUUACGCUCUCGGGCCCCCGUUCUCCUUCCCUACUUCCCCCAGCGGGAAAUGUCGAAUACGAUCGAAAAACUGUUGAAGUUAUAUCGCCACUACCUACCCCACGCGGCGACGAUACACCCAGUUCAAGCACAACUGAUGUGGCCUCCCCACCGUUGCCUCUCCACCAUCGCCUCGAACAUGUGAGCCUCAAGGUGUUGAUCGUUGAGGACAACGAUAUAAAUCGAAUUAUAUUGGCAAAAAGGCUUUCACUAAGCGGGCAUAAAGUCAUUAAUUCCACUGACGGACGAGAAGGCCUGAACAAAGUUAUAUCUGAUCCAACAUUCGACCUUGUUCUUAUGGACAUCCAAAUGCCAAUCAUGAACGGAUUUGAAUCGACAGCUUCUAUACGUAAAUUUGAACAAGAGAUCAAUCUUGCUCAAACUACUCAAUGUCAAUCCCAGAUUCUCAACGGAAGGAUACCUAUAUUCGCUGUAUCAGCUUCCUUGCGUGAACAGCAGCGCGAAGAGCUCUUACAUCAUGGCAUGGACGGCUGGAUCCUCAAACCAAUUGACUUCGCCAGGCUAAACGAAAUUCUCAAAGGAAUCACCGAUCCAAAUCAGCGUCAUAAAGACGUUUACAAACCAGGUUGUAGUUGGGAAUCCGGUGGUUGGCUAAAACGACACUCAUAG
This is a messenger RNA of Psilocybe cubensis, 4977 nucleotides long. RefSeq lists its product as uncharacterized. Lineage: Eukaryota; Fungi; Basidiomycota; Agaricomycetes; Agaricales; Agrocybaceae. The transcript has 20 exons. The record is from RefSeq and is a predicted model, not a curated record. Gene Ontology annotation, biological process: detection of visible light; phosphorelay signal transduction system; regulation of DNA-templated transcription. The coding region runs from base 1 to 4977 and encodes 1658 amino acids. Gene Ontology annotation, molecular function: transferase activity, transferring phosphorus-containing groups; protein binding.